Molecule: messenger RNA, 536 nt
Organism: Caenorhabditis elegans
Lineage: Eukaryota; Metazoa; Nematoda; Chromadorea; Rhabditida; Rhabditidae
Gene: C35B1.5
Product: Thioredoxin domain-containing protein
Exons: 2
Coding region: 20-475 (151 amino acids)
Biological process (GO): sensory perception; photoreceptor cell maintenance; cell redox homeostasis
Source: RefSeq, marked reviewed
CUUAAAAAACCCCAAAAAAAUGGCCGAUUUGUUCGCUGGCAAGCCUCUAAUCAACCAAGAAGGCAAAGAACUUGACGGAGGAGAUGCUCUCCGUGGGAAGAAGGUCGUCGCCUUGUAUUUUUCAGCAAUGUGGUGCGGAUCGUGCCGUCAAUUUACUCCGAAGCUCAAGAGAUUCUAUGAAGCCUUGAAGGCCGCUGGAAAGGAAAUCGAAGUGGUCCUAGUGAGCAGAGAUCGUGAAGCCGAGGAUUUGCUGGAAUACCUGGGACACGGAGGUGAUUGGGUGGCGAUUCCGUUUGGUGAUGAGAGAAUUCAAGAAUACCUGAAGAAAUACGAGGUGCCAACUAUCCCAGCCUUCAAGCUUAUCAACAAUGCUGGUGAGCUUCUUCAUGACGCCCGUGCUGACGUCACUGAGCGUGGAAAGGACGAUGCCGUGGCACUUUUUGACGAGUGGGUCGAGAAGUUUCCAGCUAAUUAGAUAACUGUUUAAAUUUACAACGAAUGUUUAUUUUAUAUGUGUGAAUAAACUACAUGCCGAG